AUUGAGCUUUAUCUGUUUGGUGCUCAGCUGAUGAGCUGACCUGUAGUCUUAGUCAAGAAGCAUUAAAAGCCUGAGAUCACUAUAAUCGUUUGGAGAAGGAAACAACAGCGAGCCAAACUUGUGUUCACCUGGAAAGUGAAAAAGGACUCGUGGGUGGUCCCUGGACCCCGCUUUGGAAACCCUCCUUCCACAUCCUCUAACUCAUGCAGCUUAAACGCGAUGAAAAAGUUGUGUUUCAUGCCAGUGCCUCUUCCAUACAAGGUGAGCCCGGGUCCGAUUUGAAGACUAAUGCUGCGUAAAGGUGGAGGAGACCAAGCGGAUUUUGAAAAUACCCAAAAACCACAGGUGUGUCCGAUGAGUAACUGGAGCCGAUUUGGUCCCACGGUGCAGCUCGGAGAAGUUGUCUGUGAUGGAGUGGCGUGAGCAGUCCUCUGUCAGCUGCGACGAAGCCUACGUGGAAGCGCAGAGGUGGAUUGAGGCAGUAACCAAGAAAAAAUUUGGGAGCAACGACUUCCGAUCAGCGCUGGAGAAUGGCGUUCUGUUGUGCGAUCUGAUCAACAAUAUCAAGCGUGGUAUUAUCAAGAGGGUUAACAGGCUGCCCACACCUAUAGCUGGACUGGACAACCUUAACGUCUUCCUCAAGGCCUGCGGGAAGCUUGGGCUAAAGGAAGCACAACUCUUUCACCCCGGAGAUCUUCAGGACUUAACCACAAGAGUCACAGUCAAGCAUCAAGAGACCAACAGGAGGCUGAAAAAUGUACUGAUCACCAUUUACUGGCUGGGAAGACGAGCUCAAUGCGAUCAAUUCUAUGAUGGACCUCACCUGAAUUUUAAGCCAUUUGAGGGAUUAUUAGGCACAGCACUAUACAAGGCUCUGCAGGAAUCGUCCAGUCAGAAAGGCAGCAGCGUCAGAGACAGUGGUUUUGGAGAUAGCUGGUACUCAGAGCGAGAGGAGCUUUACCCACUGAGAGGAGAAAGAAGAGGAGGAGGAGGAGGCGGCAGCAGACACAGGAGAGACGACUCCCUGGACAGUUUGGACUCUCUGGGCUCCCGACCCCACAGCAUCUCAUCUGACGCCACUCUUAAGGGCAGCAGCGAGGGUUGUUGCAGUGACACUGAAGCAGAUUCUGCCAUCAGGAUGGCUGAUAACAAGGACCCUCUCAGUUACCGCCGGUCAGCAGUCGUCACACCCAAGGCCAGUGCCCAGUUUAACCAGUUUCUACCCACUAAAGACAAACCUUCAGGCUACGUACCUGCUCCGCUAAGGAAGAAACGGGCUGAGCGCGAUGAGGAGAGUCGACGCAGCUGGGCCAACUCCACAUCCACAGAGGAAGAAGUCACACUCACCAGACAGCAGCCAGUGCAAGCACGUUUGGACAGGAGUAAAUCAACAGACGAUAUCCUGACCGACCCUGCUGUCGUCCAGCAGAUUCGCUACAAAGAGCUACAGAAGUACCGUGAGCGGAUAAAGGAGAAUGAGGAUAAGUGGCAGGAUGACCUGAGCAAAUGGAAGAACCGACGCAGGAGUGUCAACUCUGAUAUAGUGAAAAAGAAAGAGGAACGUGAGAAGAUAGAGCAGAUUACAUACGGCAGUAAGAGAAAGUCCAAGACCUUCAAGGAGAUGGAAGAGGACAGAGAAAACAAAGGUGGCGGUACUCUUCCAUCUCUCUCUUACUUGGAUGACAGUGACGAUGUAUUUGAGAAACCCACCAUUGCCCCUCGUUCUCGAACCCUUCCUGCCAGGAGCUACACUAUUGAUACUCCUUACCGUUCCUCUGGACACCCUGAGCCUUCUCUGAAAGAGGUCGACCCCCCCGCUGCUUCCCCAGCUACUGGAAACGCUGCUUCCCCUCCCACCUAUCAGGAAGCUGACAUUAUGGACAGUCCUACGAGCACUGACUUCACACCCACCCUCAUUCCCAGCAGCCGCAGCUCUGUCCAUAGCUACCAGCCUCCAGCAGCUGCACCUUUACAGAGGAGUCCAGUCUUAAAACACAGCAGCACAGCCAAGACAGAGGAGAAUACAAACAUCACUUCCAGCUCCCUGCAAAAGGUGCCCGAGCCACGGCGUCCAUUAUCAGGUGCACAGGCUGAGGUGGAGGCCCCCUUCCCUGGUUCUCUAUACAAAAAACAACCACAGUCCAGCUCAAUGGAGCCCAAGCCUCCUGGGGUUUCUAAGGUUACUGCUUCCCUUCCCAGGAGCUACCAGAGAUCAGAUAACACACGUCUAACUUCAGUUGUCACACCAAGGCCUUUUGGGACCCAGCCCUCCUCCAUCACCUCACUUCCCAGAGCCUCAGCACACAAGCGCGUCAACGGUGACGUCACUGUUUCUAAGAACUCGUCCGUGCCAAGCCGCUAUCAUGCGUUCAUGACCUCUGAGGAUGAGGCUCAGUCCAGCUCAGCCCACAGCAGUGAGCAAGAGGAUGAGGUGGACGAGCCUGCAGCGAAGAGCAUCACCUCUACUCAAAGCAUCUCUCCUGUCCCUCCUCUGGUCAAGAGUGAAGCUCUGGUCAGUUCUGCUCCAGCCAAAGUAACCAGCCAGGAGAACUACUGUGAAAUGCGGAUCAACCUGAACCAGAAACCCAACAGCAGCAGAGACUUUGGCUUCCAGGCAGCCUGGGACUCGACAGGGGCUCGCGUCACAUCCAUCCAGCCAGGCAGCUCAGCUGAGAUGUGUCAGCUUCAGCCGGGAGACAAGGUGCUGACGGUGAACGGGCACAAGGUGGCAGAAAUGAGCUACACAGACUGGAAGUCUUUAAUGGAGGAGGCUCUGCAGGAAGGCAGUCUGGUCAUGGACGUACGGCGUCAUGGCAAGAACAACUGGGACAGAAAUCAACCUUCCCUGCCAUUUAAAACCCAUAAGACCAUCAAUCUGACCACUACGGAUCAUCCAAUACUUCUAGGUACCUCUGGCACAAACGUUGGCACCUCCAGCCUGGAUUUCUCUUCACACAUUUCUGCAGAAAAGCUGCCAUCCAAAGAGGCCCCCCCACAGCCGGCUGUUGACGUGGCUUCAAACAGGGUUAAUGGAGGUUUCUUUCAGGAGUCGGUGACCAUGAGGAGCACAGAGUCAGAACCCAUAUCUAUGAAAAACUUAAAGCGGAGGUCAGAGUUUUUUGAAAAAGGCAGCUCAGGGUCCAGUGUCAAUGCACUGGUCUACCUCUGUGGUAAACGGGGAGGAUCUGAGUCUGCAAUGCCAGAUAUACCCGUUCCUUCGAUCACUUCCUCUUCCAGCCACUGGUCUUGGGACCCAGAAGAAGAGCGCAAAAGACAAGAAAAAUGGCUGAAGGAGCAGGAGCGCCUCCUACAGGAGAAAUAUAAACGUGACCAGGAGAAACUGCAGCAGGAGUGGCUCAAAGCUCAGCAGGAGAUUGCCAAGAACAUGGAAGCGGAGGAGAGAAAGAAGAAGGAGGAGCAGGAGCGCCAGAGGCAGGUGGAGGAGAGGAGGAAGAGGGAAGAGGAGGAGCGAGAGCUGCAGCGUCUCCAGGAGGAGAGAAAGAGGCAGGAGGAGCAGGAGCGCCAGAGGCAGGUGGAGGAGAGGAGGAAGAGGGAAGAGAAGGAGCGAGAGCUGCAGCGUCUCCAGGAGGAGAGAAAGAGGCAGGAGGAGCAGGAGCGCCAGAGGCAGGUGGAGGAGAGGAGGAAGAGGGAAGAGAAGGAGCGAGAGCUGCAGCGUCUCCAGGAGGAAAGAAAGAGGAAAGAAAGACAGGAGGAGGACGAGCGGAAGAGGAGGGAACAAGAACAGCUAAGACUGCAGAUGAGGAGAGAGGAGGAGGAGGAGGAGGAGAGGAGAUGGCAGGAAGUUGCAGAGCAGCAACGCAGAGAGCGGGCUAGAAGCUUGGAGCAGCAGCAGCAGCAGCAGCAGUGGGCUGAUGGCUUCCAUUAUUUUGACAGUGUUCAGCCUCCACUGUCCUUUACAGACAGGGUAAAAUCCAAGUCAUCUCCCCAACUUGAUGAAGAGGAAAAACCUCAGAGAAAAGAUGUGUUUGUGCAGCCAGGGGGUCUGGCUCAGUGGCUGCUGGAAGAGCAGUUGAAGAGUGCGCGUGACAAACAGGCCCAGAGUCAGAAGGCCGCAUCAGAGCUGGAAAUGGAGAGGAGAAAUAUCCUCAAUGCCAUGAGAUACAGACAGCCAGAGAGAGUGACAGGCGUUGGAGUGGGUGAGAAUACAGGUCAGCAGCCCAUGUCGAAGGCAGAGCUGGAACGGCAGCAGAUCCUGAACGAGAUGAAGAAGAAGACUUCGCUGCUAAGGGACGGUAGCUGGAUACGCCAGCGUGCCUCCAACACCGCAACCCACAAAGAGAAUGACGUGCCACCCAUGCGCAGAGGUGAGUCUCUUGACAACUUGGAUAGCUCCUACAACUCCUGGCGCUCAUCAUGGACAUCCAGAAACAACUCUUAUGUCCAAAACUACGCUCGGCCUCACUCUGCCCUCUCUGGCAGCACUUCCUUUUACAGUGGCGGGUCUGGGGUGCAGCGGCCCGGCUCCUCCGCUCUGCCUUCCUCCUCCUCCAUGGGCUCCCUCCAAGGUGGGGCUGGAACCCCUUCGUUCCCCUGGUCCCAGCAGACAUCUUCCCCCUCACUGUCCUCUCUGUCGCCCACCACCUCUCCAGAGCCCAUGUCUGAGGCAGGUGGCCCUCAGCAGCGGAGCAGGUCAGUGAGUGGCAAGAAAAACUGUACGUUCUGUGACACCGCGCUGGGAAAGGGAGCGGCCAUGAUCAUCGAGUCCCUCGGGCUCUGUUAUCAUUUGAGCUGUUUUAAGUGUACAAACUGUAAGGCUGAUCUGGGAGGAUCGGAAGCCGGGGCUGAAGUCAGAAUACGAAACAAAAUGCUCUACUGUAACUCCUGCUAUGUGCGAUUCAAAACUGGCCAUCCAACAGCCAUGUGAUGCGCGUGUACUCCAGGAAAUCGACGAGGAGACUACUUGUGACAAUAACCCAUGAACAUUAAAGUGAACAUUGAAGCCAUUGCAAACAGCUGGGACACUUGGUUUGGACAAGCUUCUGGUUAUGACUCUUGAAAAGCCCAGCUGAAUCAUAUUUGUGUUUUGACAGUGUGUGAUUAAGAGCUUACAAAAAAGUUAUUUACGUUAACAUGUUUAUAUCAUAUCAAGUAUUACAUCUGUACAAAGUGUCAGGGUUCUGCAUGUAUCACUUUUAAAUGUUUUAUCAAUGAAACUACUAUAGUCAAGCAGCAAACUGUCUAAAAGAUUACAGAGGCAGAUCUUUCUUAUGACCUUCACUGAGACAGAUUUUAAGAGAUAUUUAGUAGGAUCAUCUCUGAAUUUUCAUGCUUUCUUGUUUUUGUUUUUUUCCUGAGGCUUGUGAUAUUAACAUGUUUGAUGGCCAAGGUAUUUUUAUCAAGUCUACAAACCUUUUCAUUUGUAACUGGGAGAAGUAAUUAAGAUUAUUAUAAUUCUUUUAAAGUAUGUAUUUAAAAAACUGUUUGCUUGUGGAGCGCUUGUUGUCUGGUGUUUUCACUGAUGGAUGUCGGAUUGUACACAUAAACAGGAUUCCAUGCGAAGAAUAUAUCAUACUGAAUGGCAUUGAGGCAAACGUUAACAUUUGUAAAUACAAUGACAAAAUGUUUAUCUCUUGCGUUUUUGUUUACUCUCUGUAACAGUGAAAUCACAUAAUUUUUGGUGAUCAUUUUGCAGUAUGUGAUGUGAGGCUUUUCCUGCCUUUCUGAUCCAAAAUCUUUACAUCUCAUCUUUCUCUGCCUGUCCCUCUCAUUCUCUGUGGUGCCACAGUCAUAAUGAAAGGAAUUUCAAUGAGCUUUUGUGCAAAGGUUCAGAGGACCUGCCUGCUCUGUGUUCUCCGAAGCCAAUUUGUCAUGCAUAUUUCAUUCAGCGUUCAUGCAUUACAUUUGAUUAGAGAUUGAUAGGUUAUUUUCUUAAUGUAUUCUGUCAUUCUAGCUGAUUCCAUGAAGUAAACAUAAACACUGAAUAUUCAUAUGAGUUGGAACACUCCUAAAUGGUGCAGCCUGCAGCUCCCAAUUGCAUUUAAACAGUACAAGCUAAGGCAUUGUCCUCGUUCUACAUACAUGGAAAUAGGCUCAAUUGAAGCAAUAUAUGGAAAUAAGUUGGACUGAGCAUAAAAUAGCUCUGUAUUUUUGAGGGGAAGCACAAACAGCCGCUGGAGACAGACAUCUCAAAUUCUUAGCUUCCUUUUUUAGAUCUUUCUUGUAAGAGAGAGAGAAUUUAAUCCCAGUGCUUGGAAAAUAAACACGGCCUGAAUGGCGCAGAACAGAAUUGAGUGGCUGAGAAAUAUAAAACCUUUUAGGAUAAGUAUUCCAUAUUUUGCCUCCAAAGCCAAGGCAACAAUCAAUCUUGACACGGAGAAUGGUUUUAUGUAUAUGUGUGUACUAGGGCUUGCAGAGAAACGGUAUGCAUGGCUGCUCUGCAGAAUAGGGCCUGUAUAAAGAUGGAACACAGGUAGAAACACUGAGAUAUUGCUGCUCUACCCCCCAUCAUAAAGUCAAUCCUAAAUCUGAAACAGCUCAUUGUCUAAUGCCUUUUGAAUGUUCUCCCACUGGGAGCAUAGAUUUCCCAUUAUUCAGGAGAUUUCCAGUCAGACCAAGGUGGAUGAUUUUUCACCUUAUCAGUACACAAGAAUGAGUCCAGUGGUCAUGCUCCAUUACUGCACCACAGUCCCUUCUUGAGGAUACAUUUUUUAGGCUGAGAUAUAGCUCACACUGGCCAGAAGGGGGCACUGUGAUCUCAUAUAC
Monopterus albus (swamp eel) is the source of this 6723-nucleotide messenger RNA. It is a transcript of the gene lmo7a, whose product is annotated as LIM domain 7a. Gene Ontology annotation, molecular function: protein binding. The record is from RefSeq and is a predicted model, not a curated record. Lineage: Eukaryota; Metazoa; Chordata; Actinopteri; Synbranchiformes; Synbranchidae. Gene Ontology annotation, biological process: regulation of cell adhesion; regulation of signaling. Bases 410 to 4885 code for a protein of 1491 amino acids. The transcript is spliced from 32 exons.